This is a messenger RNA of Chara braunii, 8586 nucleotides long. Lineage: Eukaryota; Viridiplantae; Streptophyta; Charophyceae; Charales; Characeae. The record is from the annotation of a GenBank genome assembly.
CCUUUUUUAGGGGCAGCCUGGCAGGAAAAAAAACGAACGGGCAACAGCAGGCAGUAGGAUAUGGCAGGCGGUACAACAUGGCUGGCGGAUGUGCGAGAUGGUGGGCGGUAAGAUAUGGAGGAGGAAAAAGACGAGGAGGGAAGAAGAAGAAAAAAGGAGGAGGAGGAGGGAAGAAGAAGACGAAAGGAGGAGGGGGAGGAGGAGUAGAGAAGAACGAGGAGGAGGAGGAAGAAGAGGAAGAUCAAGAAAGGAGGAAGAGGAAGAGGAAGAAGAAGAUGAUGAAAAGAGGAGGAGGAGGAGGAGGAGAGAAGAACGAAGGGGGAGGAGGAGGAGAGAAGGACAAGACGAAAGGAGGAGGAGGAGGAGAGAAGAAGAAGAAGAAGAAGACAAGAGGAGGAGGAGAGAAGGACAUGAUGAAAGGAGGAGGAGGAGGAGGAGAGAAGAAGAAGAAGAAGACAAGAGGAGGAGAGAAGGACAUGAUGAAAGGAGGAGGAGGAGGAGGAGGAGGGGGAGAGAAGAAAAAGGAAGACAAGACGAAAGGAGGAGGAAGGGAAGAAGAAGAAGAAGAGGAAGGAGGAGGUGGAGGCGGCUUCACCCCGAUGGCGCUAGCAGCUUCAUGGGCAACGUAUUGUAGUAAGGCCCAUGUUGAACCCGAGUCCCAAGUUGCUUUCUCUACUUGUCUUGGGAGGGAAGCAAAGGAAUGGGUUUUGGCCGAAGCCAAUGCAGUGGGGUUUGAUGAAAUUGGGGAGUGGGCUGCAACUUUGAACCUGAAGCAGUUCCUUGGUAAGAUUAAGGAACGCUUCUUAGACAAAACGAUGGCCGACAAGGCCUUUGACCAGCUCACUGCCAUUGGUCAAAAACAUUGGACCUCGGUAGAAGUUUUGUCUCGGGAAGUUGAUCGGUUGUUGCAGGUUCCCAGAUUGAACCUGCAGGACAACCAAGUCUUAUAUAUCUAUUCCCGUGCUCUCCCUGAGCCCAUUCGAGGACAACUCGUGACAGAGUCAACAUUCGGUAAGUACAAUUACACGCAGUUUCGUGAUCUUGCUCUCCAGAGGGAGCAAAUGACUUUUCAGGUAAAGAACUCGUAUGCAUAUGUUGUGAAGGUUGGUGGUGGUGCAGGAUCAGGCACGCGGAUACUUUGGUGCCAAAAGCGCCAGGACCACACCCUCGUCGUCUUUGAUGACGAUACUGUGGAGAAGUGGCCAUUGGAGGCCGCGGGUGUGGCGAGCAACAGCGAGUCUGGGAAGGGGGAAGUCACUGCUGCCGUGAUCAACAAGGGAGGACCACGGCCGCAGGUAAAGAAGAAGAGACCACGCUCAUUCUCAGAGCAUCCCGGAAUUGUCGGGAGGCCGUGGGAAAAGAUGGGCCUGUCACGAGAAACGUGGCAGGAACGGAUGGACAACGCGCAGUGCCUGAAGUGUGGCACUGCAGGGCAUGUGAUUACAUGUCUUGCGUCAAUGCUGACUUCACGUGUUGACGACGAUGAUGGCUCGACGCUGCGACGCUGGUUGGUACAGUGCCACAUCAGCAGUGCCACGUCAGCAACAGUGCCACGUCAGCAGUGCCACAUCAGCAGUGCCACGUCAGCAGUGCCACAUCAGCAACAGUGCCACGUCAGCAGUACCACGUCAGCAGUACCACGUCAGCAGUGCCACGUCAACAAUGCCACAGUGCCGCGUCAGCAGUGCCUCGCCACCAUGUCUGGCUCAGUUCUGGGCAUGCCAGGCCAACUGGCAAAUGAGUCCAUUGCCGAGUACCGACAGCGGCACGACGACGCGACACCGGAGGAGCAGCACAAGGAAUUCAUGGCCAAGCUCGUGACCAGGUUGGUUUACACUUGUAACCACCUGCAGUCUGAACCGGCGAACCUCCAGCGGGCCGUACGGGACCACAAGGCUCAGCACGAGGAUGCAACACGGGCACUUGAUUCCCGUGUACAAGACUUGGAGAAAACUGCACCAAGACCGGAGGCUGGUGAGUCCAGCAGUGCACCCUCUGCCCGUCAACUGGAGGAACGAGUUGACCGCGUAGUCGCAAUGCUCGGCGACAUCAGUACCUUCGCUGCACCAGCCACCAUUAGCAACCAGCUGGACACCUUGAAGACCGAGGUUCAACAACUGCAGCUGCCUAACAAAGAUGGCAACACCACGCAGCAUUACAAGAUGUCGACAUUCCAAAUCGAGAAGUUCGAUGAUUAUACGCAUCAAGACCCGGUCCUCUGGUGGGAGGGCUUUACGACGCAACUUCGGAUUCUGUUCGUCGCCAAGCACGCGUACAUCGGCGCGUUGUUUCUCAACUCAAAGGGCGGAUGCCAGAUCUGGCUGAGCCACCUGGCAACCGUCCACGGCGUCGACGUCGCAGAUCGGAAAGAUAAGAUCUCUUGGGAAGAGUUAACACGGCUAUGGAAGAAGCGGUUCAUCGUGGACGACGCCCCGACGCUCGCCAUCAACCGCCUCUUCGCUAUGACGCAAGGCAACACAGCAACACGCGACUGGCUCACGGAAUGGCAAAAGAUCGCGGCAACGCCCGAUCUAGAAUUGUCAUUUUCGCAUUUGCGCCAAGAGUUCUACAACCGGUCAUGUGCCGCCUUGAGCCUUGCACUUGGUGAUCGCGAGCAAUACGCAACCUUCGCUGAAAUCAUCGACAAGGCAAGGGAGAUCAUCAAGACCAAUAGGGCAGUUGCACAUGAGAAAUCAGCAUGGCAGCCAACCUAUGUGGAGAAGGUGAGAACUGGUACGCGACCGCAGCAUGUCGCUGCAGUCCAAUCGGACAACAUUGUGGAAGACCCGGCAGCCACCCAAGCGUCACCCAGCACCAUGGGUCAAGUUUCACUUGACCGAGGCGGAAUACAAGUGGCGCGGCCGCUACGGCUGCUGCUAUUGGUGCAACAACAUCAAGCACAAGACCUCCCAAUGCCCGGAUCAAGGCAAGGAGGAUUGUCGGCUUUGGAUCAACUCGGGAAACUGAGUUGCGCGGGAGGUGAGGCGACUCCCCCUCUCACUCCACCAGAUUCGGCCGCCGUGCUAGCGAUCUCCUACACAUUUGGGGAGGAUGCGAAUGUCGCAAGUCCUCGGUUCACUUACGAGGAUUAUGUUGUCCACUUGGUCCCACCGUUGGACCAACCGCUCCACGUGCAACAAUCUACCGCAUGCACGGUUUCACUACCAUCGGCAACCGAUUCGGCAGCUUCGCCGCCAUCUAUCGUCGGGGAUUCGACGUCAUGGUCAAGACUUGAAGAGCUCGACCCGUUGACAUUUGCAGACUUCCAAUGGAUGCCCCUUCCCCGGUCCGGUCGAUUGUCGAAACCGCAUUGCAAUGUGCUCAUGGCACAAUUGCGGGAUUACUUGCACACUGCGAAGAUCGACCGCGAGUUCAAGACACAACGGUACGACGACAUCGACGCACCAUUGUUAUAUGUACGCAUUCAGAUCGGAGAGGCGACCUGCAGCGCUUUGAUCGAUUGCGGAGCAUCUAGCAACUACAUGAGCCAGGACUUUAUGGUACGCGCCGGCUUUGGCCCACGCGUUCGGAGGAAGUCCCAGCCUACGCAAGUCACGUUGGCAGACGGUCACACGCACAAGUCAAUCAACUGGUGCAUAGAUGACGUCCCCGUGUACUUUGCCCCGCAUGCAAGCGAGGCGGUGUCCUUCGAUAACUUGGACACCAAAUUCGACAUGAUCUUGGACAUGUCAUGGCUGCGAAGCGAGGAUCACCCGGUGAACUUCUACCGCCGCACCGUUCACGUUCGUGAUCGGAACGGAGUACUAGUCCCAUGCACGGUGGCUCCUCCUCACCCUUCGAUAAGCUGCCACGUGGUGUCCGCCGCAAGCAUGCGAGCUUCCAUCACCAGAGACGACAUCGAGGAGAUGGGGGUGUGUUUUCUCCACGCCCUCCCGCCCCAUGACGCUUCAUCGACGGACUCAUCUUCGGACCAACGCAUCAGCGAGCUUCUCGAUGCCUACGGCGACGUGUUCGAAAGCCCGCACGGAGUAGUACCGGAUCGGCCCAUCCGCCACAAGAUCAUCCUCGAGGACGGGGCUGUACCUCCGCGCGGUUGCAUCUACCGAAUGAGCGAGGAAGAGUUAAGUGUGCUACGGGCACAACUCGACGACCUUCUGGAGAAAGGCUGGAUUCGGCCUAGCUCAUCGCCAUACGGUGCUCCCGUUCUCUUCGUCCGAAAGAAGAACAAGGAUUUGCGGUUGUGCAUCGAUUAUCGCAAGCUCAACGCGCAAACGAUCGGAAACGCCGGCCCUCUUUCACGCAUCGAGGACCUUCUCGAACAGCUGGGCGGCGCCAAGUUCUUCUCCAAGCUUGACCUCAAGUCGGGAUAUCACCAAUCUGAGAUUCGGCAGGAGGACCGCUACAAGACCGCGUUUAAGACGCGAUAUGGGCAUUUCGAAUGGCUGGUUAUGCCAUUUGUCCUUAUGAAUGCCCUGGCCACUUUCCAAGCGGCUAUGACAACGGAGUUCCGACACAUGCUGGAUCGAUUCGUACUUAUCUACCUCGACGACAUCCCGGUGUACAGCUCGAGUUUGGACAAGCAUGUGGAACACCUGCGCACCGUUUUGGAGCGGCUACGACAAGCCAAGUACAAAGCCAACCAUGACAAAUGCGAAUUCGCGCGGCAGGAGCUGGAGUACUUGGGACAUUAUGUGACGCCGCAAGGCAUCCGUCCGCUUGCGGACAAGAUCGAGGCCCUCCGCGUAUGGCCCGAGCCCACCAACACCACGGACGUUCGUUCAUUCAUGGGGUUGGUGGGCUACUAUCAGCAAUUCAUCACCGGGUACUCAAGGAUUGUUGCACCUAUGACGAGAUUACAAUCACCAAAGGUGCCAUUCAUAUUCGAUGACGACGCACGCCAGUCAUUCCAAGCACUUAAGACGGCCAUGCUCAUGGCACCCGUCCUUAGCAUCUAUGACCGCACCCUGCCUACGAGAGUGACAACUGACGCUUCGGGCUAUGGCAUUGGGGCAGUCUUGGAACAACACGACGGCGAUGACUGGCACCCUGUGGAGUAUUUCAGCCACAAAGUGCCUCCCAUCAAUUCGCUUGAUGAUGCAAGGAAGAAGGAGCUGCUCGCGUUCGUGAUGGCUCUCAAGCGAUGGCGGCACUUCCCCCUUGGGCUUUGUAGGUUCACAUGGGUCACGAACAACAACCCAUUAACCUACUACAAGACGCAGGAUACGGUGAGCAGCACGAUCGGACGAUGGAUGUAUUUCAUUGACCAAUUUGACUUCACACCGAAACAUAUUCCCGGCCUCUCCAAUCGCGCAGCAGAUGCACUCUCGCGAAGACCUGAUCUUUGCGCCAUGACACAUCAUGCCUUCGCAUUCGACGAGGAACUCCAGCGACACUUCAUCCGGGGCUAUGAGUCUGAUCCGGACUUCGCCACGUUGUAUGCACAGCUACAUUCGGAUCACCCGCCGGUCAGCCACUAUCGCAUUGUUGACGGGUACUUGCUCCUCCACUCGAGAGGCAAGGACUUAUUGUGUGUCCCACGAGGCCACCGUCUUCGACUCGCCUUCUCGGGGAGUACCAUGACUCGCGACUCGCCGGCCAUUUCGGAGUCAAUCGCACUAUCGCACGGCUUCGACAACGAUUCUGAUGGCCCGACCUCAUUACCGAUGUCACUCAGUAUUGCGACUCUUGCGAAGUUUGCCGACGAAGCAAGCCCCGCAAUCGCAACCCCUACGGCUAGUUGCGCCCGAUGCCUAUCCCACGGGAACCCGGCCUCUCCAUUGCCAUGGAUGUCACCGGACCAUCUCCCUGCGAUCGCCUCGGGCACGACGGCAUCCUCACGGUUGUGGACCGUUCGAGUAAGUAUGCGCGUUUUCUCCCUUGCAAGUACUACUCCACGGCUCCCGAGCUGGAACGCCUCUUGCACACCGAAUGGAUUUGCGGCCACGGUGUCGGAGCAAACACGCUUACAAGGGUAUUUGCUCAUGAUUUUGCAUUUGAUAGAGUAUCGACGCCGGUCGCCGUGGCGGAGACAGUCUGGAGUAGAAAGAAAGAUAAGAGUUGUCAUGCAUGGUUUGGGGAGUGAGGGACAAUGUCAAUGGUUGAUGGUUGAUGCCGUUAGUGCAUGGGGUGAAAAAAAAGACGGGGCGCGACCACGAAGUCGAAGAGGAAGAACGCCCGGAGCAGCACGAAAGAAGCCACCGCGCGGAGGAAAUGAGGUGGUCGCGCGGGAAAGAGGGAAGUGCACGAACGAGAAGAAUAAGAAGAAGGGAGGAGGAGAAGAAGAAGAAGAAGAAGAAGAAGAAGGAAGGAGGAGAAGAAGAAGAAGAAGAGGACGGAAGAAGAAGAAGGCGAACGAAGAAGAAGACGAGGAAGAAGGAGAAGGAGGAGAGAGGAGGAAGGAGGAGAUGGAGAAUGGGAGCGGGAAGGUAGCAAGGGAGAGAACGACAAAGGGAACUAGGAAGAAGAUUGUUGGCUUGCAAGUCAGCCAACAGACUCAACUCACACCAGAGGAUUAUGAGAUCCUCCAUGCAGAAGAGCUUCAUGAUGAGCUGCGGCGGCAGUUGAGAGAGGCAGCAGAGAGGAGACAGCUUGCUAUCUUGAGAAAAUCUAGACUAGGGAGUAGGAGACAGGAGUUAAGCAAAUUAGAAGCAUCAGAUGAGUCGACACUUGACCCUGCGAUGCAAGCUCUGCGUAACUCGCUUCUAUGCGUAGCGGAAACUCAAGUUGUUCAGCAGGAAGUGCUGGCUGAACUAGUGGCAAGCCAGAAACAAAUUUUGGCUACACUGCAGGCUCCUCGUCCCUUCAUGAGGCAGCCUCGUGGUCUAGUAACAACUGGUGGUCCGCUCCUUAGAGCUUCUACCGUACCAUCCACGACGGUGAUAACUACAGUCCCAUCGUCAGGACAGGCCCAGGUUAGCGUGCAGCAACCUGUCUCAGUGGCCAUGCAGCCACUGCAGCAGUUUCCUGGGCCAAUCCAGCCUCUGCAAUGGAUGCCCAAGAUACCCUUGCUGAGUCCUAAGCCCUUCUCUGGCGACAGGAAGAAGGACGAGGACUUGGAUACCUGGGUGAGGACUGUGCCUACCUAUGUGAGGCACAAGCUCACAAGGCCAGAGCAGGAAGUCAUAGUUGCUGCCUCCUUUUUAGAGGGAUCGACAGCGCGUUGGUUGAACGGGUUAGUGCAGCAACAGGGCUAUGGUAAGAACUUCGAUGCCUGGGCUCAGACCCGGAUGUUGGAAGACUUCGUACGGACCGUGUACAAGAGGUGGCAUGAUCCUCAAGGGGCUCAGAAGGCCACUGGCGCGAUUAACGAUCUUUGUGCCAAAAGGUACAAGAAUGUACGCGAGGUCACAGACGCCGUAGAACGUCUGAUCGCAGUACCUGGUGUGCGUUUUGACCCGCGGGUACUCGCAUAUUACUUGAGAUGUCUGCCCUUAGACGUUAAGACUAAGCUGGUGGAUGAGGUCUACAUUGACCAAUAUAGCUUCGCUACUUUCAACAAGAAAGCCUUAGAUAUAGAGGCUAAGCUGGGAUCCGCAUAUGAAGGCCAAGCAGAUGGUAGGAAGAAGAGACUUCGCCAAGACUGGAGGAAGAAAGGUCAACUCAUGUUUGUCGACCAUGAUGGUCAGGCAACUGGGAUUGACGACUUCACAGACUUAGGGGAUGUGACAGAGCAGGAUGGGGCCAAUGAGGCUUCGGAUGGGGGAGUCGUGGCGCCCAUUAAAGAAAAAGCAAGGGGGAUCGGGAAGCAGAAGGUAGGCCGGUUUACGGGUCAGGGCGACCAAGGAACACCCGCAUGGGUCAAACUUGGUUUAGACUACGAGGUGUGGAAAGACAGAGUUGCUAGGGGCAUGUGCAUGAACUGUGGCAACUAUGGCCACACGUGUAGAACGUGCCGAGGCAAGAAAGUCGCUACGAAGGUAGCCUCUCCAACUGUGACUGAUGAUAAUGUUGUUCUCGCCAGCGGUCUUGACGAGAGCGGCAUCGUCUUCUUCAGAGCAAACAUUGCCGCCAUCAUUAGCGACACAUUUAGAAUUGUCAUCUUCUUCGAAGCAGUCGUUGCCGCCAUCAUUGUUGGCACAUUUAGAACGGUCAUCAUUUUUGUGAUUGUUGGUAUUGUGGUUUUGGUCGUUGACGAUGUAGCCGUUGGCUUCAUUGAAAUUGUUGAUAGCAUUGAAAUUGUUGAUAGCAUAGUCCGCCGGAUGCAGGCGGGAAUAGGGAAAGCGACGAGGGAAGGACUUAGACCCCGCUUAAACUAUGAAUGCAGGAUGGGUUGGAUGGUCGGAUGCUUGAAUGAGUGGUAGACGCCGGGAUGGGGCUUGUGUGAUGACUGAAUGCAAUGGUUCUCUUGAAUGCAAUGCAAGCCCGGAAGGACUAAGGGCAGUCGUGGAUAGGUGAAUGCAAUGUUGGUGGCUCAAGCAAAAAAAAAUAUAGCGGCUAGGGGUCCGGGCGAUGCCACCCCACCCCAAGGAUGUCGUAGGGGCUGCCUUGAGCCACUAGACUUAAUGAAAAGGUGCGUGGCCUGCGCAUGAUAAGAAGACAAACUUUCAAUAAACUCCCUGGACUGCUUGCGUAUUGAAAGGAGCAAUUGCCAAGCCAGACUUAAUCGAAUCAAGAAAACGCCACGAG